UGCCAGGCAUGUAUCAUAUGUAAUACAAACCGUACUCUCCUCUUUAUCUCCACUAUGAAAGGGAGUUUUACAGUUAGAUAAAAAAAACAAAUAUGAUAGAAGAAUGCUGCAUUUUUGUUAGAUUCACUCACCUGCUACUGCUUUGCCCAUUGGAUGAGUAUGUACGUUGGAGACAUAGCGCCCUCUUCCUGACUUCCUCUUUAUAUACACAUACACACACACACACCUAUUUACUGCAAUGAAUGCCUUCCGAUCUUCAUACCAAAUGUCAUAUAAAACAACUUUGGCAUUAACAGGCCAAACACUGGCUUAAGGUUUGACCAGUGAAUGAUCUGAAAUUGCACUUUAUCAGUAACAUGUAGUUUGAUUCAUACCUGAACCCCCUCCUUGCACAAUCAAAGAAGGUUACAGUUGUUUUCAUGCUUCUGAUGGGAGACACUUCAGUCACCAAUAAAUCCUCUUUUGUGCCUUCAAUAACUAGUCCUACGUAAGCACCUGAUAUUCUUUCAAACUGAUGGAUAUUUUGUUUCUUAGGUUUUUUUGCUGACAUUUCCGUUUGGAAUGGUCUUAGUUUGUAUCGCUUCCCUUCACUAUUUAUAAUGUAUUUACAAUGUUUUAUACUGUAUUUAUCAUGUAUUUCCUUUCACUGGUACCCUAGUUAUACAUUUUAACUCUUAGUUGUAGGAUAAUGUCAGUAAGGGUGGUAGAUUAAGUGUCUAAUUUUUUUUUUUAUCUAGUGGAUAACGAAUUUCCCAACUGUUCAGCUUUAGUGUUGUGUUGCCGUUGUGAACAUUAAUAAAUAACUUUGUAAUAUAAAGUAGUUGCUUUAUUUAAUUUAAAUUUGUUUUAUCAUUUGGAUCCACAGUGGUAACUGCCGCACAAGCUAAGAAUCUGAUAGAUGCAGGAGUGGAUGCAUUGCGUGUAGGGAUGGGAUGUGGCUCCAUCUGUAUAACACAAGAAGUAAUGGCCUGUGGCCGGCCUCAAGGAACAGCAGUGUACAAAGUGGCAGAAUAUGCACGCAGGUUUGGUGUCCCUGUCAUUGCUGAUGGAGGGAUUCAGACUGUAGGGCAUGUGGUGAAAGCUUUGGCCCUUGGAGCUUCAACAGUAAUGAUGGGCUCCUUGCUAGCCGCUACUACAGAGGCACCUGGUGAAUACUUCUUUUCGGAUGGUGUACGGCUUAAGAAGUACCGAGGGAUGGGCUCACUUGAUGCUAUGGAGAAGAACACCAGCAGCCAGAAACGAUACUUCAGUGAAGGAGAUAAAGUAAAAGUGGCUCAGGGAGUAUCUGGUUCCAUUCAGGACAAGGGAUCUAUCCAUAAGUUUGUACCGUACCUUAUUGCUGGAAUUCAGCAUGGAUGCCAAGACAUUGGAGCCAAGAGUCUGUCCAUAUUGAGGUCCAUGAUGUAUUCAGGAGAACUAAAACUAGAGAAGAGGACCAUGUCUGCGCAAGUAGAAGGUGGUGUUCACGGCCUCCAUUCUUAUGAGAAGCGGUUGUACUGAGACCAGCAGGCGCAGCCAACGUCAGUCAACACCAAACAUUCCCACUCUGGUCCCAAGUAAACAAGUGAUGCGCUGAGACACGUCCUUCCAAGCUGUCUGUGCUUCUCCCUCUCUACCAAUGCAGGAAAUCCCAUAGAGCAAUAUUUGCUGCCUCUGCGCGUGGCGUUUGCACAAAGACUUUUGUGGGGUGUGUGAGAGACUAAAGAAAUGACCCCAAUUACUGCCAUGUUAAUGGUCCUUAUGAUGAACUCGCUCAAACCACAAUUAUAAUCUGGUGAAACUAUUGCUGUCCGUACAGCUCUAUCCCUCUGUAUAGUCGGCAACUGCUUCUAAUGUGUUUCACGCAGCGUUUAACCAAAGGGUUGGAAAUGAAUUUGUUAUUCACACUCCGCAACAUGUACGUUAUUUAAAGAGCCCUUUUGUGUAACUUGGCAAAAUUAAUUUGUUAAUGGAUGUGUUUACCUUUUGUCAUUUAUAGAAAGUUAUUCUGCCCCAACGUCUGAUUUAUUUUUGUUUCUCUUAAAUCCUUGACACGAUCUGUGUAAUGUAUGACUUAUGGGAAAAAGUAUAAAAUAACUAAACACUUUGCACCCUAUUCAGUAUAUGACACUUCCCCUAAUGCAAGGAACAAUACUGGUUUUGUGCUGUACCUAUCUCUGGAAGUCAAUGGGUUAAAGACAUAUUGGUUACACUAAACGCUGUUGUUUUGUAUAAUGAACGUUUAAUAAGUGUCUACCCGUUACCUGCUGCGUUAUGAGGCUAGUGCACUAAUGAGGAUAUUAGAAACUACAUGUAGUAAUUCAUCUGCAGACUAAGGUCAUUACUGCUUAUUGCAUGUAAAGAGCUUCUGUGUCACUGUCCUUAUACACUGGGUCCUGGGAUGUGUGAUUUGUAUACAUUUCAGUGUAGAAGCUAAAAACGAUUGUACUUUAUAGCUACGUAACCUGCCGUGCGCAAACCUUUACCUGUGAGUUGUAUCUAGUUGAGGCUGUACAUAAGUCACCGAAAUUGUUUUCUGGAAAUGCAGUUAGGGUAGCUGUGCUGGUCUUGUUUAUUGUGUUGUCUCCUUAUUUUACUAGAACCUUAGGCCACAGCUAAAGGACCACUUUAUAUCUGGUCUUAUUAUCCAUAUUAAACACACAGCUGCAUAUGGCAUUAACCAGCUACGAAUGCCUCUGUAAUGUUACAAUAUUUUCAUGCAUUUCCAUUGUGUGUUAUGGACUUUUUCAUUUACAUUUUUGUUACCUUUUUUUUAUUAUUAUUAUUCUUCGAAAAUGGUGUUGUUGUUUUUUUUUGUUUUUUUUUUAACUAAUUGUUAUGGGAAGCUGUUUAAGUACAACAAUAUAAGGUGUAAAUGCUGGUGGUUUGGUGCUUUGUGUUCAUGAAUGGAUAAAGAGUCUGUGUAACAACUUCUCAUCACUGUAUAACGCACACAAUGGCAGCUGAAGUGGAUCAGUUACAUAAUAUGGUGUCUGUCCUCUAAGGUUACAACAGACCAGGGUUUAGAUCUCUGCUUAGCCUCUCUGGUUUUCACCUGGGCCUCAGACAGACAUGGUUAUCUCUAGGUCCUGAUCAGUCUGUGAGUCUUGUUGCACACGCUGGGCCUCAGACAGACAUGGUUAUCUCUAGGUCCUGAUCAGUCUGUGAGUCUUGUUGCACACGCUGGGCCUCAGACAGACAUGGUUAUCUCUAGGUCCUGAUCAGUCUGUGAGUCUUGUUGCACACGCUGGGCCUCAGACAGACAUGGUUAUCUCUAGGUCCUGAUCAGUCUGUGAGUCUUGUUGCACACGCUGGGCCUCAGACAGACAUGGUUAUCUCUAGGUCCUGAUCAGUCUGUGAGUCUUGUUGCACACGCUGGGCCUCAGACAGACAUGGUUAUCUCUAGGUCCUGAUCAGUCUGUUAGUCUUGUUGCACACGCUGGGCCUCAGACAGACAUGGUUAUCUCUAGGUCCUGAUCAGUCUGUUAGUCUUGUUGCACACGCUGGGCCUCAGACAGACAUGGUUAUCUCUAGGUCCUGAUCAGUCUGUGAGUCUUGUUGCACACGCUGGACCUCAGACAGACAUGGUUAUCUCUAGGUCCUGAUCAGUCUGUGAGUCUUGUUGCACACGCUGGACCUCAGACAGACAUGGUUAUCUCUAGGUCCUGAUCAGUCUGUGAGUCUUGUUGCACACGCUGGGCCUCAGACAGACAUGGUUAUCUCUAGGUCCUGAUCAGUCUGUGAGUCUUGUUGCACACGCUGGGCCUCAGACAGACAUGGUUAUCUCUAGGUCCUGAUCAGUCUGUUAGUCUUGUUGCACACGCUGGGCCUCAGACAGACAUGGUUAUCUCUAGGUCCUGAUCAGUCUGUGAGUCUUGUUGCACACGCUGGGCCUCAGACAGACAUGGUUAUCUCUAGGUCCUGAUCAGUCUGUGAGUCUUGUUGCACACGCUGGGCCUCAGACAGACAUGGUUAUCUCUAGGUCCUGAUCAGUCUGUGAGUCUUGUUGCACACGCUGGGCCUCAGACAGACAUGGUUAUCUCUAGGUCCUGAUCAGUCUGUGAGUCUUGUUGCACACGCUGGGCCUCAGACAGACAUGGUUAUCUCUAGGUCCUGAUCAGUCUGUGAGUCUUGUUGCACACGCUGGGCCUCAGACAGACAUGGUUAUCUCUAGGUCCUGAUCAGUCUGUGAGUCUUGUUGCACACGCUGGGCCUAGAACACUCGUGUUAUACAUAUUGUGUAUUUAUAGAUGUAUAUUUAGCCUUUGUUGUGUCCUCUUGCACAAAAAACUGACAGGCAAAAGCAGUGUUACUAUUCAUCCUGUGACUGCUGCCAUCCUAGCUUAGUGUGCUGGUGGUGGAAGCUCUGCGUCUACAUAUGGGGGGGCCCUAUCUUACACCAUCAGACAGAAGCGAUGCACAUUCACAGAUAAAUGAUACCGGCAGCUUGUUGUCCGAGCAACAUGAACAUACACAAACCGUUACAUAUAAAAUAUAUAUCUAUUGUCUCUCCAAUACAGCACAACAAUCUUUGUCUCUGUAUCUUGCAUGUGAACCUGAAGCAAUCAUCCCUGAUCUGUAAUUGUAUAUUGCCUCUGUCACAAAAUCCAACACUUCUCCCACUGACACAUGCAAAGGGUUAACAUAGAAGUACAGCUCUGAAGAGCUCAGCAGGAACAGUAGUAAAAUGUAAAUUAUUAACCCCGGCUGUUAGCAGCUGAAGGUCCCUUUAAGAUAACAGGAUCUAUGCACUUUGUAUCUAUCCCACCAGGCAGAGCGAAACUCAGGCUAUAUAAGUAGAGUGUUUUCUUUAUUUCACAACUGUGACCUGUUUAGCCAAUUCCUUUAUAUUGUGUACUAUAGACAAUUUUUAUAUCCUUGUUAUCUAAUGCAGCGUCUUGUGCUUAGAUCACAGAUAGAUGUGUAACAUACGUGUCGUUAAAUAGGUUACCGGGGUCAGACGGAACGUUUGUUUAUUUAUACCUUUCUGUGCAGCUAAAAAUAUGAGAUCUCUCCUAUUGAUUGUAGGAAAUGGACAAACAGUGCUUUAUUUCUUCUUUCUACCUUAAAACAUCCCUUGUACCAAACAUUGUUUCUUUCAGACUGUUGCUUAUUGUUAAUAUGUAACUGAGGGGUUGUAUAGCAGUCAGCAAUAUAUUCUCAGGUCGCUGCCAUUAUCACUGCAGCUUUAGAAGUGGCCAAUUGUGCAGCUACAAAAUACAGGGAAAUGUAGAACAUAAGCCAUUCGCAAGCAGCAAUAAUACGGCCUCCUGUAGACAUGCGGAUCCUGCAGUAGCGCCUCUACAGGAAACCCCGCUAAUAGCUUCUCGUGUGCUUCUGACAUUAGAUUUGUAGAUCUUGUAGCAUCUUGGUUAAGCAUAUAAUGAGGCCAGAAAUGUGUGUCCUGCAUGUAGAGAAAUCAACAUCAUGGGGAAAUCUGCAAUAGUUUUAAUGUUGAUCAGUUUUAUUUCAGCUUUGUCCUUUAAAGGUAUAUGAAACCUUAUUUCUUUUCCCUCACGAUUCAGAUAGAGCAUUCAAUUCUAAACACCUUUCCAAUUUUCUUCUCUUUUCUAAUUUGAUUAGUUUUCUUGCUAUCCUUUGUUGAAAACCAUGCCUAGGUAGGCCCAGGAGCUAAGCUGCUGAUUGGUGGCUGCACAUUUAAGCCUCUUGUCAUUGGUUUACUAACUGCUGCUCCUUAAACAAACAAUACUAUGAGAAUAAAGCAAGUUUAAUUGAAGUAAAUUGGAUAGUUGUUUCAUAAUGUAUGUUGUGUCUCAAUCGUGAAAUAAAAAUGGUGUUAUGUCCCUUUAACAAUUAUGGGCUUCAGCAAUUAUUUAAUUAAUCAGAUCUAGACCUGUAUCUACUCAUGGGCUUCAGCGAGUAUAUAAUUCAUCAGAUCUAGACCUGUAUCUACUCAUGGGCUUCAGCGAGUAUUUAAUUCAUCAGAUCUAGACCUGUAUCUACUCAUGGGCUUCAGCGAGUAUAUAAUUCAUCAGAUCUAGACCUGUAUCUACUCAUGGGCUUCAGCGAGUAUUUAAUUCAUCAGAUCUAGACCUGUAUCUACUCAUGGGCUUCAGCGAGUAUAUAAUUCAUCAGAUCUAGACCUGUAUCUACUCAUGGGCUUCAGCGAGUAUAUAAUUCAUCAGAUCUAGACCUGUAUCUACUCAUGGGCUUCAGUGAGUAUUUAAUUCAUCAGAUCUAGACCUGUAUCUACUCAUGGGCUUCAGCGAGUAUAUAAUUCAUCAGAUCUAGACCUGUAUCUACUCAUGGGCUUCAGCGAGUAUAUAAUUCAUCAGAUCUAGACCUGUAUCUACUCAUGGGCUUCAGCGAGUAUAUAAUUCAUCAGAUCUAGACCUGUAUCUACUCAUGGGCUUCAGCGAGUAUUUAGUUCAUCAGAUCUAGACCUGUAUCUACUCAUGGGCUUCAGCGAGUAUAUAAUUCAUCAGAUCUAGACCUGUAUCUACUCAUGGGCUUCAGCGAGUAUAUAAUUCAUCAGAUCUAGACCUGUAUCUACUCAUGAGCUUCAGCGAGUAUAUAAUUCAUCAGAUCUAGACCUGUAUCUACUCAUGGGCUUCAGCGAGUAUAUAAUUCAUCAGAUCUAGACCUGUAUCUACUCAUGGGCUUCAGCGAGUAUAUAAUUCAUCAGAUCUAGACCUGUAUCUACUCAUGGGCUUCAGCGAGUAUAUAAUUCAUCAGAUCUAGACCUGUAUCUACUCAUGGGCUUCAGCGAGUAUAUAAUUCAUCAGAUCUAGACCUGUAUCUACUCAUGAGCUUCAGCGAGUAUAUAAUUCAUCAGAUCUAGACCUGUAUCUACUCAUGGGCUUCAGCGAGUAUUUAAUUCAUCAGAUCUAGACCUGUAUCUACUCAUGGGCUUCAGCGAGUAUUUAAUUCAUCAGAUCUAGUCCUGUAUCUACUCAUGGGCUUCAGCGAGUAUAUAAUUCAUCAGAUCUAGACCUGUAUCUACUCAUGGGCUUCAGCGAGUAUUUAAUUCAUCAGAUCUAGACCUGUAUCUACUCAUGGGCUUCAGCGAGUAUUUAAUUAAUCAGAUCUAGACCUGUAUCUACUCAUGGGCUUCAGCGAGUAUUUAAUUAAUCAGAUCUAGACCUGUAUCUACUCAUGGGCUUCAGCGAGUAUAUAAUUCAUCAGAUCUAGACCUGUAUCUACUCAUGGGCUUCAGCGAGUAUAUAAUUCAUCAGAUCUAGACCUGUAUCUACUCAUGGGCUUCAGCGAGUAUUUAUUUCGUCAGAUCUAGACCUGUAUCUACUCAUGGGCUUCAGCGAGUAUUUAAUUCAUCAGAUCUAGACCUGUAUCUACUCAUGGGCUUCAGCUAGUAUUUAAUUCAUCAGAUCUAGACCUGUAUCUACUCAUGGGCUUCAGCGAGUAUAUAAUUCAUCAGAUCUAGACCUAUAUCUAAUCAUGUCAAAAACCUAACCCCACAUUCAGCUGUAAAAACCUUUUAUCAUAAACUAUUUAGAAGUAAUAUUGUUUAAAACGGGUGCAGUAUGUCACAAAAGGAGCCGAUGUUGUUCAGGUUCUAGAAUGUUGCUUUACAGAUUAAUGUCUUCACUGCUCAGUGCAGCUGCCGUAUAUAUUAUUUAUAGAGCUAAUGUUUACAGCUUUACCUCUCACACAGCAUAAAAAGUGUUUUAUAAACUAAAUUGUUAAUGUCCUUUACUGCACCAAUCUUGUCUUUAAGCUUUAACUACACACAACUGGGUCCAAUUCUUUUUCUGCAGAUAUGUAUGAAAUAAAGAUAAUUACACAA
Bombina bombina (fire-bellied toad) is the source of this 7744-nucleotide messenger RNA. Its product is annotated as inosine-5'-monophosphate dehydrogenase 1. Bases 928 to 1500 code for a protein of 190 amino acids. The record is from RefSeq and is a predicted model, not a curated record. The transcript has 6 exons. Gene Ontology annotation, cellular component: cytoplasm. Gene Ontology annotation, molecular function: IMP dehydrogenase activity. Lineage: Eukaryota; Metazoa; Chordata; Amphibia; Anura; Bombinatoridae. Gene Ontology annotation, biological process: GTP biosynthetic process.